AUGAACUCCUCUUCUCCGUCCCCUACAAAGGGCGGCGUAAUCGACUCGCCCUUCGACUCGCCGACUUUCAAGUUGGACAUGUCUAUAAAGGUCGACGCACCCGUCGGAGCCAUGUCAAUUUCGCCAUCCAGCAGAGAUGUCGUGCUGGCUUCCAGGCAGGGACUACAUAUCGUGGAUCUGGACAACCCCUACGAUCCACCAAGAUUCCUACAGCAUCUGACCGCCUGGUCAGUGGCCGACGUUCAAUGGUCUCCGCAUGCAUCGCACUCGCACUGGGUCGUGUCGACGAACAACCACCGCGCGAUAGUAUGGAACCUGGCAAUGCCAUCGCACAAGGCGAUCGAGCACGUCCUUGCAUCACACACCCGGGCCAUCACGGACAUCAAUUUCUCAGCGCACGAGCCGAACGUCCUCGCGACAUGCUCGGUGGAUUCAUUCGUGCACUGCUGGGACCUGCGCGCUCCGCGGCGCCCAGCAAUCAGCUUCUGCGACUGGCGGGCCGGCGCCACGCAAGUCAAGUACAACCGCCAGAACCCGUACAUCCUUGCCAGCGCCCACGACCGGAACGUUUACAUCUGGGACACCCGCAUGGGAGCGCGAGAGAUCCGGAAGAUUGUGGCCCAUUCGACCAAGAUUUACGGACUGGACUGGAACAGGACACGGCCUACCGGUAUCGUGACUUGUGCGCUGGAUAAGAGCGUCAGGUUCUGGGAUUACGAAUAUGCGCCGCACGAUACGCCGGAGAGGAUCAUCCACACUCCGUUUCCGGUCUGGAGGGCGAGACAUACUCCCUUCGGAUGGGGUGUUCUCACGAUGCCGCAACGCGGCGAUACAUCGCUUUACCUGUGGGAUCGCCGCGCUAAGGGCACAAAUCAGGACGAACCGGUAAAGAGAUUCGAGGGACACACAGACAAUGUCAAGGAGUUUCUGUGGCGGUGGCGAGGUGGAGAACGCGAUGACGGAGGCGACAGUCGGGAGUUCCAGCUCGUCACAUGGAGUCUAGAUAAGGACAUCAGGCUAUGGGAUGUCAGCCAGGACGUCAUGGCGAAGAUCGGCCACGACCCGAAUAAGAAGAUGCGGUUCCGGGUCACCAGGAAGGGCGCAAAAUACAUUACUUUCCGUGAUACCGAUGCGGUGGUCAAGGAGUUUGCCGAGAAUCUGAAGGAGAAGGAGGACGGACUAUUUAUCGGGCAGAGCAAGGGCGGCUUGUCGCACGGCAUCGGCCAGCAGCUGAACGGGAAUCCCCCCAACGAUGAUGGUGAUCGGCGCUUCGAGAGGGCUUUGACUGGUGCCCGAGAAGGCGGAUUCAUGCGUGUUGGUCGUAGGAGGCCUCUCGAGAUAAAUCCGAUCACCUGGAUGAAGGGAGUGAAGAUCACUCGGAAGGUGCCGGAAGGCGAUGGCAACAUGGACGGCAGCCGUUCAAGUGCUCGUGGUGAUUUUGGCAUGAGCUGGGACACGCCGGAAAACCUGGGAGACGAGGUCUCGCUGGUGGGGUCCAAGCUUAAAAAUCUUAACUUCGAGAAAGUCAACAUCGCUACCAGGACCUGUACGGUCUCGCUCACUGGCCCCUGGGGACACGACGGCAAACGAAUCUUUGUUCGUGCGGAUAUUUCAUUCCCGGCGGAGUAUCCAUCCAACGGAUGCAGCAUUCCCGAAUUCAAGUUGGAGAGGACAAACAAUCUUUCUGACGAGAACAUCGACACGAUUGAUUUUCAGCUCCGACGGAUCGCGACGGCAUAUGUGGCCCGGAGACGUGUCUGCCUCGAGCCGUGUCUGCGCCACCUGAUGGGCGAGCUUGCCGACGAAUCUGAAUUCGCAGGAUCGGAUGACGACCAGGUCUCUUCUUCUGACGACGAGGAGAUUGUCAAUACCAGCAUCCUCGGGGACGAGGAGGAGGGCCUCAGCAGCUUGCUUAACAGCGCCAAGCAGGAGUCUGUUCCACUGCCGAAAGCCUGCGGUGCGAUAUGGGCGCCCGAUGGUCGGUUGGUAUGUUUUUUUCCGCUCAAGGAAGAACGGACGGCAGGAAAGGGUUUGCUGUCUUCCCUCGCAGCACGCGAAAACGAGAGAAGCAUGCGGAUUCCAGGCGGCGGACGGCUGUGGGAGGGUUUUGGAAGGCUUUACAUGAGUAACUCUGCGAGAGGUCGUGCCGACGAUGGCGACCACGAUAGCUCCGACACCUCCAACAGCUCCUACUCCAGCGACGACACGAGUGAUGGAGAUACCGAUCUUCAUCACACUGGCCAACUGAGAUCGAGCUUCGGCUGGAGACUACAAGCCAACUCUACAUUGACGCGGAUUCGGAGAGGUGGCAGCACAGACAGGAGUACGCAACGUAGCACGGGUACCGGAGUCAGAACUGCCGCCACGAUUACUCCCGAGAAGAAGAAGAGUGUCGCUUCGAUUCACGACUUUUCGUAUCUCCUCCCUGCAAAGAAGGAGCUUGCGUCUUUCUAUCAUAUCGGGGAAGGUGCUGAGGUGUGCAAGCAUAACGCGGAGGUCGCCGAGAGGUUUGGCUUGAGGGAUCUGGCCGACGUGUGGCGGUUGGUGGAGAUGGUGCUCUGUGACGACGUCCCGCUGGAAAUCUAUAAUAGCCCCAAGAACCACGGGGAGAUGGUCAUGGUCAUGGCUAGACGGGCGUGCUUGGAGAGUGGUCGCAGAGACAGCGGUCUGGGAAUGGAGUUUGACGAUGAUGAGGACACUAUGAUGGCGAUGCCGGAGAGCGAAUUCUGGGGAAAGGUCAAAUGGGGUAGCCAUCCGAUGGGCGGCCGCUGGUUGAUUGAGCAGCUCUUCGAGUACUUUGAGAGGAAGGCGGAUAUUCAGAUGCUGGCGAUGUUGAGCUGUGUCCUCUGCGAGACGGACAAUAGGAUUGGGCAUACCGAGCCAUCACCUGUAAAUGUUUCGCGCGACUACUAUGCCAGCAUCGAGAUGAUGCUGCAGUCCCAGCAGCAGUCGGUGGCGUUCUCGGUUUCGCCCUCGCAUCACUCAGCUAACCUGACUCCGAUGGGGACCGCGGGAUCGUACAGCUCAUCUGUAGGUAGCAGGAUGCAUUUCGGCAGUGACCCUCUGAUACCAUACUCGACCGGGACUACACCUCCAACAGCAGGUUUCCGCCUCGGCACAGAGGACUGGUCCGGCCCGAUCUCGCUCUCGGCGUCACCCGAACAGUCUCACAACCACAUGUUCCGCCGCAACCGGGCCUUCGGACCGGGCAAUGCGUCGCCACCAUCCAGAAGACAACCUCGCCCAUCGCCGGCCGAGAGCGUACUGGGUCCGUUCGCGAACUCGGCGGUUACGUGGGGGGUCACCACCACAUUCGGUUCGGGCAGUAAGGCAGCCUCCGACACGGUGACAGACUCAGACAGCGGCGACCCGAUGGACCCGAUCACGAUCACGAUGUUCAACGGCCCGCUGAUCGACGACGCGCCGCUGCUCUCCCCCAAGCGGCGUACAUUCUACCGGGCCUACCGCGAAGCCUACGCGGACCUCCUCUUCGCAUGGGGGCAUACGAUCUCGCGGCUCGAAAUGCUCAAGUUCUCUGCGCUCGAGCCGCCGCCGGCGUCGCCGAUCCUCCUGCCGGUCCGCAAAGCCGCGCCAAUGGGCCUCGAGAUCGCCGGCUUCUGCAGCAAGUGCGGCGGCGUCCUCGACGUCACCUCCGGCGCCCGCGGUGAGUGCAAGGUCUGCAAGCGCAGACAGGUCACGAUGAACUGCGUCGUCUGCGAGGUCAUCAUCAAGGGGUUGUACGGCGCGUGUCUCAAGUGCGGACACGUCGCGCAUGCGACGUGUUGGCGCGGUUGGUUCGACGGCGUAGGUACUAACAGCUUGGAUAGGGGUUGUCCCACUGGCUGCGGUUGUGUAUGCCUCUUUGAGGAGGAGGGCGAUCUGCUGGGGCCUGAGGUCAUCCUCGAGCCGCCCGUAGUGGGGACGCCCGGUGUCGAGAGGGACUGGGACGCGUUUGAGGGCGAGGAUCUGUGGUAGUACUGGAUUGUUGUGUGUGUGGGUAUAAUAUACUCUGUGAUUGUGUUCAUCAUGGGAGGUCACUCGUCAAGGUUCAUUUGUAAAAGUAGUGUACACUGGUAGUGAGAGCUAUAUCAUAUUCCCUCUUUCCCCACCCGCGCCUCUUUUCCACCGCCGCCGCCGUGGUUCUUUCCCUUCUUUCCCUUUUCCUUGUCAUGACCACCGCCUCCGCCUCAGUGAUUGUGUUCAUCAUGGGGGAUCACUCGUCUAGAGGAUCUAUGGGAAGGUUCAUUUGUAAAAGUAGUG
Tricharina praecox is the source of this 4260-nucleotide messenger RNA. RefSeq lists its product as uncharacterized. Gene Ontology annotation, molecular function: protein binding. NCBI's taxonomy places the organism in Eukaryota, Fungi, Ascomycota, Pezizomycetes, Pezizales, Pyronemataceae. The transcript has 3 exons. The coding region runs from base 1 to 3975 and encodes 1324 amino acids. The record is from RefSeq and is a predicted model, not a curated record.